UCCGUCAAAGACGAGGAAGAUGGCGAGAGGUAGUCGUAGCCUAAGAAAAGUGGCUGAGUGUCUGAAAAAGAUACCUUCGACAGCCAGCCGGGAAAUACAAACUAGGAACAACGUAAGAUACCUGUCGUCAUGUGGGAUCCUGAUGACUCGUCUACCUCCCCUGCUGGGUGGAGCCAUGCCAGGACGUGGCGUCGUGUUACCAGCCCGCAGCUUCUUCAACCUGGCCGGUUCCUUAUCUAAGAGGAAGGAGUACUCGGAGAGACGCAUCAUUGGGCAUUCCAUGCAGGAGAUAUAUGAGGUGGUGGCCGAAGUGGAAAACUACUGCGUCUUUGUUCCCUGGUGUAAGAAGUCUGAUGUGGUGUUCAAGCGAGCCGGAUUCUGCAAGGCCAAACUAGGCGUGGGCUUCCCACCUGUGAUGGAAAACUACACCUCUCUUGUUACUUCAGUACGCCCCCACCUUGUCAAGGCGUCCUGUUCAGACGGUAGUCUGUUCAACCACUUGGAGACGGUUUGGCGUUUCAGCCCUGGCCUCCCGGGAUAUCCUCGUACCUGCACUGUGGAUUUUUCUAUCUCCUUCGAGUUUCGCUCCCUCCUCCACUCGCAUUUAGCCCACGUCUUCUUCGACGAGGUGGUGAAGCAAAUGGUUUCAGCGUUUGAGCGUCGCGCCUCCAGUCUAUACGGCCCCGAGACGGCCAUCCCUCGCGAGCUCAUGUUCCACGAGGUUCACAGCACGUAGCGCUACACAAACAAACACAACGCCCCUGCUGAUGUCGGAGGGAAAGAUAAGAGAGGAGGAGUGUUGACGGGCUACCUUGUUCUAACUGAAAACUGCAGUGCCUUUCUCACAGCAACGACCAAGUUUAUU
Perca flavescens (yellow perch) is the source of this 865-nucleotide messenger RNA. RefSeq names its product coenzyme Q10B (gene coq10b). Gene Ontology annotation, biological process: cellular respiration. The transcript is spliced from 5 exons. Gene Ontology annotation, molecular function: ubiquinone binding. The coding region runs from base 20 to 736 and encodes 238 amino acids. Lineage: Eukaryota; Metazoa; Chordata; Actinopteri; Perciformes; Percidae. The record is from RefSeq and is a predicted model, not a curated record. Gene Ontology annotation, cellular component: mitochondrion.